AUGGCAUCGCGACCACCCGCUACGAGUGGCAGCAGCGCCAAUGCCAACGCCGCUUCUUCCAGCACCGCCAAUGCCAACCCAUCCUCCUCCAAAACCUCCACCGCAUCCUCCCAGCAACCGCAGAUCUCGCUCCUCGGCACCUUACCCAUCCACCUCCUCCCCUCGCUCCUCCGUCGCAUCGAGUCGGCACUCCUCACUCUCCCGCCGACCUUGCUAUGCGAGCGAGAGACUGUGCUUUCACGGCACGACGACGAAACAUCUGCCGUUCGCGAGACCGGGGACAAUGCGUGGGCAAGCGUAGUCAAGGCGCGUCGUGGCGUGAAACUGCGAGUUCGCGAAACGGCCAUUCCCUCUCGCUCCUCUAUAGAGUGCACUUUGCAUUUGCCAUUACCGAGUCUACCGGAGCGACAGUAUCCGAGAGCGUCGGUGCGGCCGAGCUACACCGUACAAGUGCUCUCCGAUAGCCCCCUUGCACAGGAGCUUCCUUCCGACCCCUUUGCGACGAGCGAUGGAGGGGGCGUGGAUCCGACAGCGCUGGAUACCGAUCCAGUGAAUGGGUGGAAGAGCUUCGUCUCAUCCAUCGGCUGGCGUCCCCACUUUUCGUUCUUGCGCCACGGACUAACGUACGCACUCAACGAAAAUCUCACUCGGGUCUCCAGCACAGCAACGACCAACCCGUUCAACCCCGCACAGGGGACCAAACAUAGCUUGAACGUGUAUCGCAUAUUUACGCCCGAUCCAACGGGGUAUACGGACGACUGGGUGCCGUUGGAUCCCGAAGGGGCGACCGUGGUGGUUGAGCUGGUGGCGACGGUGGGGGCCCAGUUGGAUCAGAGCCAUUUUAAUCCCUACUGCGCGCCCGCCGAGCUGCCCGGUCAGUCCGGGGGCUUGGAUGCCAACUCGACCAUUGAGAGCGCGAUCGAGUUUGCGGAUGGCGUGGCUAGGGCGCUGCGCGGCUUGGUAGAUCUCAGAAGGGAGGCGUACGAUUGA
Molecule: messenger RNA, 990 nt
Organism: Kalmanozyma brasiliensis GHG001
Lineage: Eukaryota; Fungi; Basidiomycota; Ustilaginomycetes; Ustilaginales
Exons: 1
Coding region: 1-990 (329 amino acids)
Source: RefSeq, a predicted model, not a curated record